Mycotypha africana is the source of this 2821-nucleotide messenger RNA. RefSeq lists its product as uncharacterized. Gene Ontology annotation, molecular function: ATP binding. NCBI's taxonomy places the organism in Eukaryota, Fungi, Mucoromycota, Mucoromycetes, Mucorales, Mycotyphaceae. The transcript is spliced from 3 exons. Gene Ontology annotation, cellular component: membrane. The record is from RefSeq and is a predicted model, not a curated record. The coding region runs from base 406 to 2385 and encodes 659 amino acids.
UUGCUUGGUAUUAGUGAAUCAGCAAGACAACAUUUACAGUAAAAGCGAAAGUGGAAGGCAAAUAAGACUGAAAGAAGAUCUAUUGAAUUCAAGCUAUUUGGCUUCUUGUCGUUCUCGUACCACGACCAGUGUUGACGAUGCACCUAUCGUGCUUUGGCCCGUAGUUCCGUUCAAAUUAUAAAUUCCGCACGGAUACAGCUUUCAAGAAAGAUCUGCUCUUAAGCAUGUAUUUGGAUCUGUGUACAAAGCAAAUUUAAAAAAAGCAACGUUGUAAUUGAUCCACCUCUUCCCAUUGAUGCUCCUUUCUUUCAUUUUAUCUUUCUUUUCUUCUUUGUCUGCAUCUCUUAUUGUGAUAUCCCUUUUCUACAUUUCUUUGCAAUAAAAUAGUAUACCUCGAAGGGUUCAAUGUUUUCGCAAACAGCCUUUUCUUCCAUCAUUCCGUACGGCUGGCCUGCCAUUUUCGUGUGUGGCCCUACUGUCUUACUUGCGUCCUCAAUUGCGCUCUUCACUUUGUCUAUUGUACGCUACCGUAGCCAAAUUUUGAAAACAGAACAGCAGAUACAAAGGCCUGUCAAGAAUACUAGCUUAUCAAUCUUUUCAAAAUUUAUCAUAAUCCUUUGCUGCUUCGUUCUUUUCACCUACAUAGCGGACGCUGUUGUCAUCAUCACACACGCCAUUAUAACCCCUAACAACACUAAUGAAAACACCAUUACAGUUGCAAUCUUCUCCUACUAUAUUAUUGCAUCAUGGUUCGCUUGGGUGUUUAACUUAAUCUCAUUCAUAGUCAACGGAAAGCGGUUAAAGAUGCAAUCAGAUGAUCAUGCUUCGUGGAUACAACAGCAAAUAUUUUGGAUUGAAGUAAUCGGUAUCGAUUCCUUGGUUGGUUGGUGUUGGCUUUCUUAUGGUCUAACAUUGAAACCAGGAGAACAACCAGGGACUGAACCUUCCUCUCCUAAUGCUGCCUAUGAUCAUUUCCUUUUCAGUAUCUUUGUGGUUCGCUAUGUGGUGGAAAGCUUAAUUCUUUCUGUAUUCAGCAUGAAUGUGUGGAUGAACAAUCGCCGCAGUCGUACCACCCAUAACAAUGAUGCAAGUUCUCCAUUGUUGUCGUCCAGCACAGCCACGAAUGCUAAGACAUCCACCACGGUUUCAACCUCGAAGACACAAUAUGGUGCAAUUACGAAGACAACAAUUACAACUACAACAACCACAACCGUCAAAAAGAGAAAGAAGAAGACUCCUCCAUCAACUUUUAGAAGCUUAGCACAGAAAACAUUGCAUAUUUUAUUACCUCGCAAAAGUUCAGAAGGAUUCAAUUUCAAAAUUUAUAUACUGGUUCUUCUUUGUUUUUGUGUCAUGGCACUUGGGUUUAUAGUGAAUCUAUGGGCUCCAUGGGAAAUAGGUCAUAUUAUCGAUGACUUCAAGCAAAAGCAACAAGAGCCCCAGCCAUCAGAUCCCGAUGCUGGGGUAUUCGAUUCUAUAUCAUGGCAGCUUAUUAUCAUUUAUAUUGCAUUAAAGUUCGUUCAGGGCAAUAAUAACUCAACCAACCUGUUGGAAUCAUUCAUUCAAACAAGGCUAAAUAUACCUAUCAUGAAUCAUAUCAAAAAGGAGAUUAUGUCCACAGUACAGCAGCGUAAGGACGACAGGACGCAGCAAAAACCAUCUUCUACGGAUGUUGCCGCUGCGGAGACGAAUAAUGGCAGUACUGGAGUAUUCACCAACAGUAACAGUAAGCGAGAUGAAGACAAACAACUAGAGGACGGAAUUGUCAUUCAGCGCGGAACCAAUGCAACAGUGAAGAUCUUAAAUCUGUUACUGUUCCACAUCUUUCCUUUCUGUAUCAACGUGAUCCUGACUUCCUUGUUCGUAUCAUACAUUUACGGUCGGUACUUCGGUAUUAUCAUUCUUAUUACUAUGUUUACAUAUUUGUGUGCAACACUUUAUUUGUCGCAACAUCACAUUUCUAUUGAUGGAGAAGAAGAGAACAUUGGAUUGAACGCCACUGGCACAGACGUGGAACAGACUAGUAGUACAGCUUCACCACAACCAUCAGGCAGAGAAGGUGACACUUAUUUGUCAGAUAUUACCGAAGUAACAGCUGCUGUAGCAAGUCAUUCUGUCGGAAAUACUUCAGAAGAAGAACAAGCAGAUCUGUUGAAUGCCCCACCCUCGUUUGCGCUUAAUUUAGCACAAAAUAUGAUAGUUACAGGAGGCUUGCUUGUAGGUUGUCUUUUAUUCGCUUACGAAGUGGCCAGAGGCCGAUUAAGCCCAGGUGAUUUCGUUGCUUUCAACGUAUAUUUAGUACAACUAUGUGUUCCUGUACGUUUGCGAUUUUACAAUGGAUUGAAAUUUGGUACAGAAGUAUACAAACGAAUGCAAAAAGGAUGAAGCAUAUGUAUACUAUAGUAGAUAGCGGUGAUAAUGAAGAAUAUGAAGAAUACGAGGAGGAGCAGCAGCUAGUUUCAGUAGAAACAUUUGAAACGAUUGCUAAGCCUAAAAUGACUGUUAACUUUGAGGAACAGAAUCAAAGCAAAUUUGAGGAAAAUGUUGGUACAGAUGAUAAGGAAGAUGAUAACCGAGGAUUUCCAGCAAGUAGUAGCUCCUCUUUCAUUACUGCUAGAGACAUUGGUUUGUACGGUAGUAGGCCUGCUUCACUGGUAGAAAGAGAAGGUACGGUUACUAUCAAUCCUCAAAUCACGCAAAGUACAGGAAAACGGCAGCGUGCAGCUUCUUCUGACCCUACUGCUACAGUCUCAGCGAAGGUGGAAGAAGUACCAGUUGCUCCACAGUAUAUCGAUAAGACGCGAAAGUCACGGAAUCUCGA